This is a messenger RNA of Ostertagia ostertagi, 459 nucleotides long. Lineage: Eukaryota; Metazoa; Nematoda; Chromadorea; Rhabditida; Trichostrongylidae. The record is from the annotation of a GenBank genome assembly.
AUGGAGUUCAUUGCUCCCGAUACCUUCGCAUCGAGAUGUUUCACCAUGCUUUACGGUGCCUUAUUCUGUCCAAUAACCUGGAUUAUCAUUCGUGAUAUCGGGCAACUAGCGCUCGUCUAUCUCACCACUGUCUAUGCUCGGCUGAAAUUGAGAUUCACGAAUGCCGGCGAAAAGGCCGAUCAAGUUUUCAUGGUCCCUAUAUCUAUAUGCUUAGGAAUUUGCAUACUAAUCAUGUUAUUUGCACCUUAUGGGUGCACUCCUACGAUGCAUCAGAUGAUUAUUCCUUUUAUAUAUCACUACGAAGUUAUACGAAUUGGGCUUGGCGAUGUCAUGCCUAACAAUAUUCCGGUGAUCAACAGAAUGAGCUUCCUUGAAGAAAUGAAAACGAGUACACGGCAAGUACCGAUUCCUAGACGAUCGAAGCUGAUGACAUGGCCGCCGAACGAGGUUCCUCAAUGA